This is a messenger RNA of Zasmidium cellare ATCC 36951, 537 nucleotides long. RefSeq lists its product as uncharacterized. Lineage: Eukaryota; Fungi; Ascomycota; Dothideomycetes; Mycosphaerellales; Mycosphaerellaceae. The transcript has 2 exons. The record is from RefSeq and is a predicted model, not a curated record. The coding region runs from base 1 to 537 and encodes 178 amino acids.
AUGUCCUUACCCCCAUUCACCCGAUCCAACAAGGAUAUCAUGGACCUCCGCCACGCCGAAGCCAAUUCCGAUCUCUCGUUGGCCAAAGUCGUCUACGAAGACCAAAUUUUGGGCUUCGAAGACGUCUUCUGGAAUCGACUCCCCCAAUAUACCAAGAAGCACAUCCUCGCGCGGCCAGAUCUUGGCUCUGCGCAGGUGCUCGUCCUGCUCGUCAUGAGCUCGUCUUCCCUCGCCGCGAGUCCGAGUCUCUUCCUCGAGGCGUUCAGAGAGCCGGAGGGCAUAAGGGGGUUUCCAGAUCCACGAUUCGUAAAGGCCUUCGGCGACCCUGAAGCCUGGGAACGGAUGUGCAAAGCUGCAAAAGGGGAGCUUACGUUCAACGCCAUGAAGGGAACGAGAUACUUGACUUCGAAGUCCAUGCUGGAUGUUGUGGAGACGCUCGAGGUGCAUGGUCGAGAGGUUGGUGCAAAUCUGACGGAGAAGGGUUAUCUGAAGCGAUCAGAGGUUGAGGUGAUUUCGAAGGAGGUGUGGGGAAUGUAG